AUGCGCAUCUUCGGCCAUACCGACAUCAGGAAGUUUAUAUGGGGCACCAUGAUCUUCAAUGCCGCUUUCGGCGUUGUCUUUAUUUUCAUCGCCAUCUUCCAGUGCAAGCCCAUCAGCUAUUUCUGGACCUCGUGGGACGGAGAGUACCAGGGCCAUUGCCUCGACAUCAACGCCAUCGCCUGGGCCAAUGCCGGCAUCAGCAUCGUCCUCGACUUCUGGAUGCUCACACUGCCCCUGUCCCAGAUCAGGACCCUGAAGCUGCACUGGAAGAAGAAAAUUGGCGUCACCCUCAUGUUCUGCGUCGGCACCUUCGUCACCGUCGUCAGCAUCCUCCGUCUGCAGACCCUCGUCGCCUUUGCCAAAACGCACAACCCGACGUGGGAUCAGUUCGGUGUCGCGAGCUGGUCCACGAUUGAGAUCAAUGUCGGCAUCAUCUGCGCAUGCAUGCCGGCCCUGCGCCUCAUCCUCGUCCGCUUCUUCCCCCGCAUCCUCGGCAGCACCCGCCAGGGCACCUCCGACAUGGCGCGCUACUACGUCAAGUCUGCCAGCAACACGGGCAACCAAAGCAGCCGCAGACACUUCGGCACAGAGUCGCACGCUAGGAGCAGCAACCGGGAUCGGGGGGACGCCGAGUCGGCGUCAUCCGACGGAGCGGAAGGCGUGUCAAAAGGCAUCAUGUUCACCAAGAGUUUCAACGUCGACUUCCACGACGAGACGCGGCUUGUGCCGAUGAAGUCUUUGGACAGCCCUCCUCCUCCUCCUCCAGAUCCGACGCAGUCCAAGCCACAGGGCCCGAAGGACAAUUGGUAG
This is a messenger RNA of Verticillium alfalfae VaMs.102, 810 nucleotides long. RefSeq names its product CFEM domain-containing protein. Lineage: Eukaryota; Fungi; Ascomycota; Sordariomycetes; Glomerellales; Plectosphaerellaceae. The record is from RefSeq and is a predicted model, not a curated record. The transcript has 2 exons. Bases 1 to 810 code for a protein of 269 amino acids.